Molecule: messenger RNA, 2212 nt
Organism: Mauremys mutica (yellowpond turtle)
Lineage: Eukaryota; Metazoa; Chordata; Testudines; Geoemydidae
Gene: AGA
Product: aspartylglucosaminidase
Exons: 9
Coding region: 7-1098 (363 amino acids)
Biological process (GO): protein deglycosylation
Cellular component (GO): lysosome
Molecular function (GO): N4-(beta-N-acetylglucosaminyl)-L-asparaginase activity
Source: RefSeq, a predicted model, not a curated record
UCCCGGAUGAUGUCAGAGUGCAGCCGGCGCGCGGCGAUGGGGUUCGGCGCGCGGCGGGCGCUCCGCUUCCUUCUCCUGCCGCUGCCGCUGCUGCUGCCUGUGCCCGGGGCGGCGGGCGCGGGUCUGGCUGCGCUGCCGCUAGUCGUCAACACCUGGGCGUUUAGGAAAGCAACGGAAACAGCAUGGUAUACCUUACAGUCAGGAGGCUCUGAGCUGGAUGCAGUGGAGAGAGGCUGCAGUCAGUGUGAGAUUGAUCAGUGUGAUGGAAGUGUGGGGUUUGGAGGAAGUCCAGAUGAACAUGGAGAAACAACAUUAGAUGCCAUGAUUAUGGAUGGCGACACUAUGGAAGUUGGGGCAGUAGCAGAUCUCAGACGUAUAAAAAAUGCUAUUGGUGUAGCACGGAAAGUGAUUCAGCAUACUAAGCACACAUUAUUAGUGGGGGAGUCAGCAUCACUGUUUGCAGAAAGCAUGGGAUUUCCAUGUGAAGAUUUAACCACUCAAAAUUCUCUUUCAAUAUAUUUAAAGUGGCUUAAUCAAAGCUGUCAGCCAAACUACUGGAAGAAUGUAAUACCAGAUGCUUCAAAAUCCUGCGGACCAUACAAACAGGCUAAACAAUUAAAUAGUGAAGAAUGGAUCAACUCACAGAAAAGAAUAAAUAUUCAUAAUCAUGAUACAAUUGGCAUGAUUGUAAUUGGUGGUUCCGGAAAUGUUGCAGUGGGGACAUCUACAAAUGGUGCAGUCCACAAAAUCCAGGGUCGUGUAGGGGACUCGCCAAUAGCUGGAGCUGGAGCCUAUGCUGAUAGUACAACUGGAGGAGCGGCAGCCACUGGAGAUGGUGAUAUCAUGAUGCGCUUUUUACCCAGCUAUCAAGCAGUAGAAUAUAUGAGGACAGGAACAGAUCCAACUACAGCUUGCCAGAAAGUUAUUUCCAGGAUCCAGAAGUAUGUUCCAUACUUCUUUGGUGCUGUUAUCUGUGCCAACACAACUGGAAGUUAUGGUGCUGCCUGCAAUAAAGUUCCAGGAUUCACUCAGUUUCACUUCAUGGUUUAUAGUCCUUUGCUAAAUCAGCCAUCUGAGCAAGUAGUAGACUGCAUUUAAUUUUUUCUGUACCAACUGCAUUUACAAUUAAACACAAAGGAGGAAAAGAAGGUUGAAAAGGCUCACUGGCUGCCAUUUUACAAAGUGUUUGCAGUUUCUUUUUUGCACAGAUAUUUGAGGAAGAGUAAUGUAUGUGGAGAUAGCACAUAUCUCUCUCGUUUUUUUAACGUAUUUUGUUUUAUUACCAUGUCACCAAUAUGUCAGUAAACUUGAUCUGUAGUUUCUCAAUCUAUCAAACUAAUUUAUUAAUCUGGCAGGUUAUUUCUAAAUUCUGGUGGGCAAGUUGGCUUCAUCUACAGAAUGAACAAUUUUGAUUUUUUUUUUAAAGAUUCCAGGAUGCUGUGUAGAGAUCCAAAAUAUCUACUAAUGAUAAAGUGGGAUUUCAAAAGACUCUGCUGGUGUAUGUUGAUGACUAUAGUUUAAAAUGGGAAAUGACUUUUGGAACCAGUCUCAAAAACAGAUGAAAAUUUGCAUGACUGUUGUACCAAGAAGAACUGGAGAACAAUUUCAUGACUGAAUGGAGAGCAAUGAAGUAAGCUUCUGCUUUUGUGGUGAUGCUUCAUCGUUCCAUGAUGUUCAGUCACAGUGAUGCAGUAUUACAUUGCAAAUGUUAUCCUGCAGUGUCGAGAAGUUACUCUAUUGUGUGGCUUUUUGACACUCAGGUACAGUAUAUCUUCACUCCCUCCUUUCUUCUUUUAUUUCUGGGAACAAAUGGAGAUGUUUCUUACUCCCCUUCCAAUCCCAAAGUAUUGGGUAGGAUCCCAGUAACUGACUUAUUUUCAGAAGAUGGUUUCCAUACUGUGCUUCCCUUUUCACUUCCCAUGUUGAGUUCUAUGAGUGUGGGCAGUGCUUCUGUGAUCAGCAUUCCAUUGCUGCCUACGCUCAGGUUAAAGCACCCAUCAAAUGUACAGAUUCCGAGCCCACAGGACAGUUCUAGAAGAACUGUGGGUGGAAUAAGACUGAUUUUUCUGUAUUAAAUGUUUCACUGGCCAUAAUUCAUUUUUGUAAAUCUCUUCAUUUUAACUGACCUUUUUGGCAACUGAACCCCAGAUUAAUAAAUUAGAGGUGAUAAGUAACAGCAUGUAUUUGUCAAGAAUAAAUCAUGUCAAACCAA